This is a messenger RNA of Lodderomyces beijingensis, 645 nucleotides long. NCBI's taxonomy places the organism in Eukaryota, Fungi, Ascomycota, Pichiomycetes, Serinales, Debaryomycetaceae. The record is from the annotation of a GenBank genome assembly.
AUGAACAGAGGCAGAGGAGGUUUUAGAGGCGGUGGCCGUGGAGGAUUUGGAGGUCCAGGAGGACGGUCGUUCCAGCCCCAAGGUCCACCAGAAUCGGUACUAGAGAUGGGUUCCUUCAUGCAAGCUUGCGAAGGAGACAUUGUGUGUCGCUCGAUAAAUACCAAGAUUCCUUAUUUCAACGCGCCCAUAUUUUUAGAGAACAAGACCCAGGUGGGCAAAGUGGACGAGAUUCUAGGACCUUUAAACGAGGUCUUUUUCACCAUAAAGCCUUCUGAAGGUGUCAAGGCGGAAUCGUUCAAAGAUGGCGACAAGUUUUAUAUUGGACCAGACAAGCUUUUGCCCUUGGAGAGAUUCUUGCCCAAGCCAGCUGCCGUGGGACCAAAACCCAAGAGGAAGCCCGGUGCCGGCGGUGCUGGUGGCGGAAGAGGUGGAGGCAGAGGCGGUGGCCGUGGCGGUGCUAGAGGCGGCUUUUCAAGCAGAGGAGGUGGAAGAGGAGGAAGCAGGGGAGGCUUUGGUGGUGGCAGAGGAGGAGGAAUCUCCAAGCCAAGCCGAGGUGGAUUCGGAGGUGGUGGCAGAGGUGGAAGUAGAGGAGGAUUUGGAGGAGGAAGCAGGGGAGGAAGCAGGGGUGGAAGAGGACGUUUUUAA